Molecule: messenger RNA, 1122 nt
Organism: Micropterus salmoides (largemouth bass)
Lineage: Eukaryota; Metazoa; Chordata; Actinopteri; Centrarchiformes; Centrarchidae
Gene: fam228a
Product: family with sequence similarity 228 member A
Exons: 9
Coding region: 127-1095 (322 amino acids)
Source: RefSeq, a predicted model, not a curated record
ACUUUUAACAACAUGUGUUUUAUGUGACGAACUUCUGACCCCAAACCAAGGACGUUUUGGUGAACGUUCAUGUUGGCUGUUUUUCUCACGAACUUUGGACCCAAACGUCCUUAAGUCAACAAAGGGAUGGUCCCCAAGAAGAAAGACACAGCCAGUGGUGUGAUCACCUUCCACACACAUUUUCCUGUCAACCUGUUGAAAUCAGAGGAGUGCAUGGUAGAUGUGAAGGACACUACACAGAGCAAAAAGAGCCCGUCUCAGCCGAGUGCGAGGACAGGAAGCACCGGUAAAUGUGUAGGAGCAGGGAAAAGGGAUGAGUCCUCAGUCUCUGGGCAACAGCCGGGCACCAGACAGGAGCGGCUCUCUCACACCUCUCGCAGACGACUGCAGGCAAAGAUGGAGGUUGAAAAUCAGCAGGUGAAAGAAAUAAUCCAACCUUUACUGGAUACAGAAAAUGGUUUUGUAAAGGAGUUGGAGAGGUUUCUGAGCCAACGGGACGUAACAGAGCUGAGGAGGAGGGAACUGCUGCACAAGCGCUGGUCUGAGCGUGUAUGGUUUCCCCUCCAGAGGAGAGUGGAGGAACAUGUGUCCAGCGGUAGUGGUGUGAAAGCCAAGAACUUAUACAAUCACUACCUCCAUCACUGCAACACCAAGGGUUUUGUGUUUCUAGAAACAUACGAUCUAAGUGAAUACAACCCAUUUCUUCUCAAAAAGACACACUACUUCAAGCUCAAUACGGCGGACUUAAAGGACCCAUUAAACCUUUAUGAAAGAUUGAAGGAAAAGAGAACGGCACAUUCUUGUGAAGCAGGACGUAAAUACAAGCUAACUCAGAAUGACCGUCCUCUUAGUGAGUCUGUGACGUCUCAAGCUGACAUACUCCUACAGGCCUCAUUUAAUUGUCCAGUCUCUGUGUCCGUAAAAACUCCAGCACAGGAUGAGACCGAAAGGAGGAAGUCCAGCAGGCUCAGCGCCAUACCAUACCACAUCAGUGCAGCUGCCACACCAGAUGGAAGGUGCCAUCAGAGCGGCUGCUGGCUCUCCAGAUGUGGAUGUCAGCAACAACCAGCAAGUUACCAUCAGUCCUUGCCUUAAUCCAAAUAAAAUCGAUCUUUACCAAAA